Molecule: messenger RNA, 843 nt
Organism: Oppiella nova
Lineage: Eukaryota; Metazoa; Arthropoda; Arachnida; Sarcoptiformes; Oppiidae
Source: the annotation of a GenBank genome assembly
GGCCGAGUAUUAAGCGUGGAAACGGUGCCCAUACCUGUCGAGUGUAACAACUGGUCGGUGGACACGGAGCAGUCCUACUGGUCCGAUGAGCACCAGAAAAAUAACAACAUGGUCUUCAUAUUGCGGAUAUAUUUUGAAUACGGAAAUACGACCAGGGAACAGUUGGAAAUUAUUGAUUUCAUACCCAGAGUCCAGAUAUGGGACGCGCCGUUAGCUGUGCCCAUAUACGAGUCCUUUUCCAGUUUAUUAAAACGCUCAUCGGAUUGGCUCCGGGAUCAGGCGCCUGGUCUCAGGUUCCUAUCGUGCACUACAGUCGAUGCACCCAUUGAUUACGCAUUUAACGCGGAAUCCAUUAAAGAGAACCUGAAUUCAAAUCAAAGUAGUAUUGAUAGUCGAAAAAUGUUUUACUCAAAAAACAACUCCACGUCCGCCACCGGCGCCACUACCGGCCCCUCGACGCCCGACAAAGUCAAUCCCCUCCUGACCAAUGAAUUCUCGCUGAAGUUUUUACGGCUGGCAGUGGCCCGACCUCAGGAGGCCUGUCCCGAGUCACACUUCCCUCCGAACCGCGAUUCUGUGAUAUUAAACUGCAAAAUCUUUGUGCCAACCAAACUCGCCAAUGCACUCAAUACAAACGCACCCGACUAUGAGACCGUCAGUACAAGUAAACGCAAAAUUGAGGCCUGGCUUAUGGCUACUGGGGCUAAGAUAUUAUCGGCCGAAACGACGGUCAUAUCGAUCCCAUUCAGCUCCAGUUCCAUCGCCACGACCGUCGACUCGUGUCUCAAAUCCAAUUCCCAGGUGUUGGGCCACUAUCUGACCAUUUAUCGCAUUUAUUUGGAC